Symbiodinium natans is the source of this 927-nucleotide messenger RNA. NCBI's taxonomy places the organism in Eukaryota, Dinophyceae, Suessiales, Symbiodiniaceae. The record is from the annotation of a GenBank genome assembly.
AUGGGCUUCGGCGGGAGCUCCGCUGACAGCGCGCAUGAGAGAAAGGGCUUGGAAUCCUGGGAGCAGCAUUGGUGGGCGAAGGGAGAUCUAGUGGCCGGUGUCGAUGAAGCAGGUCGGGGACCGCUAGCUGGGCCGGUCGUCGCCGCCGCCUUCGUUGUGCUUGCUUCCAAAGAUGAAGAGGUUCUCGAUGUGCUGUCCAGGGUGAAUGAUUCGAAGCAGCUGUCCGAGCAGCAGCGGGAAAGCCUUUUCGAGGAGCUGACGGAUCCGAAGUUUAAGGGACGCACCUCCUGGUCCGUUGCCGAGUGCUCGGCAAGCGAGAUUGAUGAAGGCAACAUCCUCCAGGCCUCGCUGCAAGCGAUGUCCCGUGCUGUACAUGGCCUCACCGUGCGUCCGGGGGCGGUUCUCGUGGAUGGCUGCAACCGCCCGCCGGAGCUUCUGGAGCCGGGAGAGAAGUGGACCAGGAUGUCUCAGAGAGACCUCGAAGCCCGAAAGAACCAGACAAAGCUGGCACGGUUCUUCUCAAAGGCUGUUGAGCCAAAGGCUCAGGCUGAGGAGGAGUGGCGACCAAAGGAAGUGGAGGCUGUCAUCGAAGGGGAUGGACGCGUUCCAUCGAUCUCCGCCGCAUCGGUGAUUGCAAAGGUGUACCGAGACCGUCACAUGGAGAAGCUCGAUGUCCAAUUCCCGCUCUAUGGGUUCAAGGCUCAUAAGGGGUAUGGCACUGAAGCCCAUUUAGAAGCGAUUCGACGUCAUGGGGUUUGUGCGGAGCAUCGCAAGACGUUUGGACCCAUCAGGCAAGCCAUCGCCAAAGACAAUGCCGAAGCUUCCGAGGCUGCGACGGAACUUCCUUUACGUGGUAAGCGGGCCAGGACAAAGGCUGAACUCCCAGGCGUCAAGCGGCCACGGAAAGCUGUAGCAUGCGGCUCCUAA